AUGCGCGCCGAGGGCGGAGCCGCUGGGCGAAGAACCGGAAACUCGGAGACAAAGUUCCGAGCUCCGCCCCUCGCGUCGCUGCCCCGCCGUCUGGCCCCCGCGGACCCGCGACCCGCCACCCGCUUCCGACCCGUCUGCCCGGCUCUCGCGCGCACCAUGUCUGGUUCCUCCAGCGUCACCGCGAUGAAGAAAGUGGUUCAGCAGCUCCGGCUGGAGGCCGGGCUCAACCGUGUGAAGGUUUCCCAGGCAGCUGCAGAUUUGAAACAAUUCUGUCUGCAGAAUGCUCAACAUGACCCCCUGCUGACUGGAGUAUCUUCAAGUACCAAUCCCUUCAGACCCCAGAAAGUUUGUUCCUUUUUGUAG
Pipistrellus nathusii (Nathusius's pipistrelle) is the source of this 363-nucleotide messenger RNA. The record is from the annotation of a GenBank genome assembly. NCBI's taxonomy places the organism in Eukaryota, Metazoa, Chordata, Mammalia, Chiroptera, Vespertilionidae.